Molecule: messenger RNA, 3767 nt
Organism: Hypanus sabinus (Atlantic stingray)
Lineage: Eukaryota; Metazoa; Chordata; Chondrichthyes; Myliobatiformes; Dasyatidae
Gene: znf711
Product: zinc finger protein 711
Exons: 8
Coding region: 160-2565 (801 amino acids)
Biological process (GO): regulation of transcription by RNA polymerase II
Cellular component (GO): nucleus
Molecular function (GO): metal ion binding; RNA polymerase II cis-regulatory region sequence-specific DNA binding; DNA-binding transcription factor activity
Source: RefSeq, a predicted model, not a curated record
CAUAGGGCUUGAAAUCUCAGCGGACCAAAAAGAAGCAGCGCAGCAAGAUAGGAAGAAAGAAACGGAGAAAAUUUCGACGGUUAGCUCGGACUUUCGGCCGCGGAGGAGGAGGAGACGGCGAUCCGAGAGAGAAGUUGGAACCGAUGAAAACUCUAAAUCAUGGAUCAAGGAGGGGGAGGACUUGAGCUGCAUUCACAGGAGUCAAAAGUCUCUCAUGCAAUGAUAAUGCAGGAUUUUGUGUCUGGAAUGGCUGGUACAGCCCACAUUGAUGGAGAUCAUAUUGUUGUAUCUGUGCCUGAUGCAGUACUGGUCUCGGAUGUCGCUGGGGAAGAAGUUACCAUAGAACAUGGUCUCACAACUAAUAUUCAUGAAGUUGUACAGGGCCCGGAUAUUAUAGCUGAAAGUGAUGAUGUGACAGAUGGUGUGAUGGUUUCAGACUCUGUCUUAGAAGCUAAUGUUACACUUGAAGAAGACUUGAAUGCCAAUUCAGUUCCUGACCAUGUUCUGGCUUCAGAUCUUAUAACAGAAACUGUUGGUGUUCCAGAUCAAGUAUUAGUAUCAGACCUUGUAUCAGUGCAGGAUGAGGAGCAAUUUGAACACGUGGUCCAAGAUUCUGUAACGGAUGUUCUUUCUCCUGCAAUGGUCUCGGAGGAAGUUAUGGAAGUAGAUUCUGUGUCACAGACUGUAAUUCAAAACCAAGAUUUAGUAGUUCAAAACGAAGAGGCUAUUCCUGGCUCAACCAUGACUAUUGAAGCCCAGAUAGAUGGAAAAGAUGCAUCUGAGGAUUUCUUAAUGAUAUCUUUAGAUGACGUUGGAGAAAAGAUGGACCGGAUAGAAAAUGCACCAAUAAAAAUAAGCACUGAUAUUGAACAAGAUGAUUCUUCUAAAGAAGAUGGAUUUGGAGCUGAGGUCAUUAAAGUAUAUAUUUUUAAAGCUGAACCUGAAGAUGAUGUGGAAAUAGGUGAAACUGAAGUAGUUGCAGAAAAUGAAUAUCAGAAUGGUCAUGUCAUAACCAACAUGCUUGAUCAAGGGAAUGUUGGUCGAAUGUCUCGGGAAAAGAUGGUUUAUAUGGCAGUUAAAGACCCAUCUCAGGAGGAUGACAUUAAUUGUGCUGAUAUCGCUGAUGAAGUUUACAUGGAGGUCAUUGUUGGAGAUGAGGAAGCAACAACAGUUCAUGAGACACAGACUGAGGAUUCUGGCAUUAGCAAAGCCUUUGUACCUGUUGCAUGGGCAGCUGCAUAUGGUAACAACUUUGAAGCAAAGAUAGAAAAUAAAAAUAGCACUUCAAGUCAAUUCCUACAAAUAAGUGACAGCACAAGCACUACCAGAGCACUGAAGCAAAAAGCCAGGAAGAAGAGAAGGGGUGAAGGCAGACAAUGGCAUACAGCUGUCAUCAUAGGUCCAGAUGGACAGCCCAUAACCGUAUACCCAUGUCACAUCUGUGGGAAGAAGUUUAAAUCAAGGGGUUUCCUGAAAAGGCACAUGAAGAACCACCCGGAGCAAAGUGCAAAGAAAAAGUAUCAGUGCACAGACUGUGAUUAUACAACAAAUAAAAAAGCAAGUUUUCAUAAUCAUUUAGAGAGUCACAAGCUCAUCAACAAAGGAGAAAAAGCUUAUGAGUGCAAUGAGUAUGGAAAAAGAUUCACUCAGGCAGGGACACUGGCUGCUCACAAACUGGUUAAUAGGGAAAAAGAAACUAAAAUGCAUAAGUGCAAAUUUUGUGAUUAUGAGACAGCUGAACAGGGUCUUCUCAAUAGGCACCUGUUGGCAGUGCAUAGCAAGAAUUUCCCACACAUUUGUGUGGAGUGUGGGAAAGGAUUCCGUCAUCCUUCAGAACUCAAGAAACACAUGCGGACUCAUACAGGGGAAAAACCAUACCAUUGCCAGUACUGUGAGUACAGGUCUGCUGACGCUUCUAAUCUGAAAACACACGUGAAAACCAAACACAGCAAUGAGCUGCCAUACAAAUGUGACCACUGUCCUCAAACAUUUUUGGAUGACAAAGAUCUGCAAAAGCAUGCCACUUUAUUUCAGGCACAUAGGACCCAUCAGUGCCCUCAUUGUGACCACAGAAGCUCCAAUUCUAGUGACCUUAAACGUCAUAUAAUAUCUGUGCACACCAAGGAAUUCCCACACAAAUGUGAGGUCUGUGAUAAGGGGUUUCAUCGUCCAUCGGAGCUGAAGAAACAUAUGUCAACUCACAAAGGGAAAAAGCUUCAUCAGUGCAGGCACUGUGAUUUCAAAAUUGCAGAUCCUUUUAUACUUAGCCGUCAUAUUCUUUCAGUUCACACCAAGGACCUUCCUUUUAAAUGCAAAAGAUGUAAAAGAGAAUUUCGACAGCAAAGUGAGCUUAAGAAGCACAUGAAGACACAUAGUGGAAAGAAGGUUUACCAGUGUGAAUAUUGCGAGUAUAGCACUACUGAUGCUUCAGGCUUCAAACGCCAUGUAAUAUCUAUUCACACAAAGGACUAUCCUCACCGUUGUGAGUUUUGUAAGAAAGGCUUUCGUAGGCCAUCUGAAAAAAACCAGCAUAUAAUGCGGCAUCAUAAAGAGGCUAUAAUGUGACAUACAGACAUGGAAAAAUAUGUUACACAAACUUACUUAACUUUCAGUUAAUUGGCAUGGCUCGUGAACUGUUUCUCCUGGUCUCGACUUGAGUGUUGUUUCUCAACCUACCUUUCAUCCUUUGUAUUAUAAGUUGACAAAAGGUCUGAGAAUAGGGAGAUGGAGUCAUUUGUUCAAAUGUUUUAGUUUCUUUACAGAAUCUGACAGGUAGUGUUCUGGGUUGCCAUUAUUGUGAAGCCAUUCAGUGAGUUCAAUGUCUUUUUUUUAACCAAUUUCAGGUGUCUUGAGUUUGUUUCGUAUGCAAUUGCAAAAUAUUGUAUUCCACAGUUGUUCCACAGGCUGCAGCACUCACAACUAGACCUUUUAAAAUUAGUUCUGUUUUACAUUUAAUCCUGGUAAAUAUCUGAUUACUGGAAAAGGUGUUUAAAACAUCGCUUUUUAUCUUUUUUAAUCAAAAAAAUCCCAAUAAAUAGUUACUUGUGAUAAAUAGCCUAGCAAGUACUGACCAUGUUCUAAAAGCUUGUGAAAAAAACUGGUUCAGUGUAUUCAAGAUUUCUUAUAGUUCACUUCUUAUAGUUGCUGCAGUUGGACAGACUUGCUAUUUUAAUAUCUAAGCAAGAAUGGUUCGUUCUAUGCAGCCAGUGUGGAUUAAUUCAUGCUUAAGAGUCGGACUACUUUUUACUAUAGGGCAUGUGUGAUAAUUUAUGCAUCCCUUUGCAAAUAUUAUGAACCAUAGGUAAUAACAUGGGAGUACUCCAGGAACCAAACAAUUUGGUCAAGGCUAUUUAAUGAAUACAAAUUUUGUUUUGACAUUGUUAUACAUAUAAUGUAUAGGAAGUGGUUAUGUGAAUAUGGUUUUUUUUUAGCUGGUUACUGCUCACACAUUAAAUGGUUGUUCACUUCGUGAAUUUUUAACAUUAUUCAUUGUGUUGUGGUAGUUUUUGUGUUUCUUCAAAUGUUGUCAGAUUUUGCUUUGCACCAGAUGAGAAUCAGUUGCUCGAGAAUUCAAAAUGUCUGUUUUCAAAAUUCAGAAUGUUAAUUUAGCAAUGCCUCUUAGAUUUAAGGAAAACACGUGUGUUUUAUGUGGCUGUAAAGGUUGUACACUCUGUAAAAUAAGAAAUCUUUUGUCAAUGUUCUGUGGGAUUACUAUUUCUAAAUGUUCUUAAUGUGAUGAGUAUAUCAAUAAAAAUCUACAUCUGUUG